CCUUUUUUCCGGAUCCUAUUUUCCCCCACCUCCCAUCUCCGUCUCUCUCUCUCUCUCCAUCUCUCGCUCUCAUCCAGUGUUAGGUAGUCAUCAUCUCCGGCACACAUUUCCGGCAAAAACUUUCCUUAAACUAAUUUCUUCUCCCUCAUACCCCUCCUAUCAAUCGCUUUCUUAGCUCAAUUGUCUGGACAGCCCCUUCAAAGGGCGCGCGCACUUCCCCAAAGUGCGCGCUCUACCACCCUAUCAUGGCUCAUCGCCGCUAUUCUUCCUAUCCACCUCUAUCAAUUCUCCUCCUCCUCCUAUUCCUCCUCUGCGCCUCCCCGUCCUCGGCGGCGAAAUCUGAUGAGACGGAGAUUCUCCUCAAGUUCAAGGAAUCGUUGGAGAAUGCCACCGCGUUAUCCAGCUGGAAUCCCUCGAAGCCGCCCUGCCAGGGCGAGCGCCCUAACUGGGAAGGCGUCAUGUGCGAGGCCGGCAAAGUCCGCGGCCUCAAUUUGAACGAGAUGGGUUUGAAGGGAACCAUAGACGUGGAGUCCCUGGGUGAGCUCCCGGGUCUCAGGGUUUUCGCCGCCAUAGAGAACAACUUCGAAGGCUCCAUGCCGGAUUUUACCAAGCUGGGAUCAUUGAAACACCUUUAUCUGUCGCGUAACAAGUUUUCCGGGGAGAUUCCCAGCAAGGGAUUCGAGGGAAUGAACUCGUUGAAAAAGCUACAUUUGGGGAAUAAUGGGUUCGUCGGCGCCAUUCCCACCUCCUUGGCCACGUUGGGGAAGCUCAUAGAAUUGAUGCUUGAGAACAAUAAAUUUGAUGGCAAUUUACCAAAUUUUAAGCAAGAGAGAUUUACCUUGGUAGAUUUCUCCAACAAUUUACUCGUGGGUGAAAUCCCUCCUGCCCUCUCUAAGGUCAAUGCUUCCUCAUUUCAAGGAAACGCUGGUCUAUGUGGAGCACCAUUGAAAGCAUGCGUCGUUAACCCCAAGUUAUCUACGGCAACAAAAGCCGUCGUCGGGAUAGCCUUAGCGGCGGCGCUGGUAGCGAUCCUCCUGGUCAUCUUCAUCCUCGUGAAGCGCAAGCCGGAGUCACCGGCAGAUGACGUACCAGCAACGGCGCAAGCCGCGGCCCAACGGAAAGCGCCACAGGACGAAAAAAUGGACAAGAUAGAAAAAGGCUCACCGGCGGCGUCGAGUACGCCGCCGCAGCGCUCAACCGCGUCGUCGUCGUCGCCGGCGCCGGCGGACUCCAGGAGACCCGACCAGAGCGUGAAACUGUCGUUCUUGAUAGAGGGCAGGGAGAAAUUCGGGUUGCCGGACCUACUAAAGGCGUCGGCUGAGAUAUUGGGGAACGGCAUAUUUGGGUCAACUUACAAAGCUGCCCUCACCGCCGGCCCCGUCAUGGUGGUUAAGAGAUUUAAGCAUAUGAACAAUGUCGGAAAAGAAGACUUCCAUGAACAUAUGAGGAGGCUUGGCAGGUUGUCCAAUGAGAAUUUGCUUCCUGUUGUGGCUUUCUACUAUAGGAAAGAAGAAAAGCUCUUGGUCUCCGACUUUGUUGACAAUUGCAGCUUAGCUUUUCAUCUCCAUGGUAAGAACAGAUCUGGAAGCUCUAGCCUGGACUGGGCAACACGGUUGAAAAUUGUGAAAGGAGUAGCGAAAGGCAUAGGCUAUCUGUACACGGAGCUACCAAGCCUAACAGCGCCGCACGGCCACCUCAAGUCCACCAACGUCCUCCUCACAUCAUCGCACGUGCCGCUGCUCAACGACUACGGGCUACUGCCGGUGGUCAACCUGGAGCACGCCCAAGCGCACAUGAUCGCGUACAAGUCGCCGGAGUUCCGGCAGGGCGGGAGAAUCACGAAGAAGACCGACGUGUGGGCCCUGGGGAUACUGAUUCUAGAAAUCCUCACCGGAAAGUUCCCGGAAAAGUUCGCGCAACAAAGCAAGGGGAGCGACAGCGACCUGGCGACCUGGGUGGAGUCGGCGAUCGGCGACGGGGGCGAGGGGUCGGCGGAGGAGGUGUUUGAUAAGGGGAUUAGAAACGGGUGCCCCGGAGAAAUGAUGAAGCUGUUGAAGAUAGGGAUGAGUUGCUGUGACGUGGAUGUGGAGAAACGGUUGGACAUAAAGCAGGCUGUGAAGAGCAUUGAGGAAGUGAGGGAGAGGGAAUGAGAGAAAUAAAAAAAUAAUAAAAAUAUUAAUAAUAAUAAUCCAUCUACUGUCGUACACGUGUCACCUUAAUAUAAUGCAUGCAUGUUGUUCAUGGGAUAGAUGCCUUUGGUACUAAAAAAAAAACUAAGAAUUGCUUUGUUUAAUUUAAUUGAAUUAUAUUGAAUUUCACCCAAAAUAAGGGAAAAUAUUUGGUUUGGACUAUUAUUGAUGCAUGGAUCGGAGGAAAAAGUUGUGAAUAAUUUUGAAGAAUGGGGGUGCAGUGCGUAUGUAGCAGCCGGAAUUCAUUUGAUUUUGGGUGACGAUGAAAAGACAGAUUGAGAAAGGAAAUCAAGUUUUAGAUUAUAACUUCCACCAAACAUGAAGAUAUGACAUGAUGGAUGGGUAAUUGAAUUGGGAUAUGAUGAUCAGUGUAGUUGUGUUUUAGAUCUUAUAGUAUAUGCGCACUGCAUAAAAUAAUUGAGAUAUAUUAGUGCCUAAUACUCGAAAAUUAAGUUUCUAGCAAACAAAUUAAUGUAUGUAGCUAGUAUUAUGGUUAUGGCAAUUAUAUUAUAAUAAAAUAAAAGAAAUACAGUAUUACUCA
Messenger RNA from Ipomoea triloba (trilobed morning glory), 2730 nucleotides. RefSeq names its product pollen receptor-like kinase 1. The transcript is spliced from 3 exons. NCBI's taxonomy places the organism in Eukaryota, Viridiplantae, Streptophyta, Magnoliopsida, Solanales, Convolvulaceae. Gene Ontology annotation, biological process: protein phosphorylation. The record is from RefSeq and is a predicted model, not a curated record. The coding region runs from base 246 to 2150 and encodes 634 amino acids. Gene Ontology annotation, molecular function: ATP binding; protein kinase activity; protein binding.